This is a messenger RNA of Penicillium samsonianum, 420 nucleotides long. RefSeq lists its product as uncharacterized. The transcript has a single exon. The coding region runs from base 1 to 420 and encodes 139 amino acids. Lineage: Eukaryota; Fungi; Ascomycota; Eurotiomycetes; Eurotiales; Aspergillaceae. The record is from RefSeq and is a predicted model, not a curated record.
AUGAAUACUUCUAUAUAUCCAGAUUCAAAGACGGCGGUGUCGCUGACAGGUCCCACAGGGGCUUUUCUGGUCGAGUUGCUGAUCUGGAACGGGUCGCCCUUCAAAGAUCACUGGGCGCACUUUGUUCGGUCGCAUGCAGACCCUGAUGUCGGCGUAAAGAUACACGCGACCGGCAAUGUGAGAAGUGGCUUCGAGUUUGAAAUUAAGCGCAGUGAAAACUUGCAAACAACCGACGACAUUCCGUCGACAAGAGUCCCGCUACAAUGGGUUGAUGCAAGUUAUUUUGAUGGGAAGGCUAUGCUUAACGAUGGAGAAUACAAAAUCGACAAUGCGCCUGUCUGUCGCUUCGAGAGGAGUGCUUACCAGAUCAAAACUCCAGGGAAAAGUCUGAACACAAUUAGUGACGAUGUGAGUCUCUAA